Messenger RNA from Gadus chalcogrammus (walleye pollock), 685 nucleotides. Its product is annotated as cortexin domain-containing 1 protein-like. The record is from RefSeq and is a predicted model, not a curated record. The coding region runs from base 335 to 490 and encodes 51 amino acids. The transcript has a single exon. NCBI's taxonomy places the organism in Eukaryota, Metazoa, Chordata, Actinopteri, Gadiformes, Gadidae.
CACGCAGAAUGGCCCUCAUUUACAAUGCCUUUCCUGAACAACACGUGGAGAUCCUAGAGUUUAACCCAGACGGUUUUCUGUUGAAAGAUUGAAAAGGAUUACUAGAACAAGUCUGGGAGUGUUGCCGUAGCCGUACUACCAACCAAAGGAAAUACUUGUGCUGCUAUGUUUUUGGUAUAGGUGGUCAGGGUUUGGACAAACACUGCUAUGUGAAGACAAAAAAAGGGCAAAGGUAACUAAAACUAUUACGGCAGAGACGAGAAGUUGCAAAAGAAAAUCUAGUUGGGCCUGAGGUAUUUCUGACACUAACCCUCCGAUCCUUCCUGCAGCCAGAAUGGACAUAGAUGUGGACUUGGGUUUUGCCCUAUUCUUCUUCUUUCUGCUUUGCUUUUUUCUGUUGGUGUCUAUAGUGCGUUGUGCACAGAUGGUGCUGGACCCAUACAGUGCUAUUUCAACAAGUAUUUACCAAGAGGAGCAAUCAGAGGAGUGAUGGGGGUCGAGACCUGGGAUGAUGGAUACUCAAGGUGAACUGUUCAGGACUGCCACUGGAAACGAGCCUGUUUGCCUUUACUACAUAUGAAACCACUGUUUAUUAUGGUUGAUACAGUGUUGUUAUUUCAAACUUGUUUAUAAUAGGAGCUAAAUCAAAUUAUAUUAUUUGUACAAUGUCAUUCUUCUUCAUAGA